AUGGAAGCGAUUUUAGGCCCGGACCUGUGGUCUCUCUUACCCUUGGAUUUGCAACCACAAGUCGAGCAGGCUUGGCAGAAUCACGAGCUGGAAGUUCAAGCUAUCCAGAGCGGUGAACGUUUCCAGACAGAAACCUUGCUCAACGAUGCGGCAACGUCAGUCUCCGAAGCAGAAGAGAAGCUCGCCAAGCUCCAAGAGGAUUAUAACGCCGUCCAAGCUCAGUUCAGUCAGAGCAAACAGCAGCUGACCGACAUCCAGAACACCAAGGCUCAACUCGAAGCCGAACUCCAGCUCAGUCGGGAAGAGGUGAAAACUCUGAGGAGUUUCAACGAGAAGUACGAACAACGUCUGAAGGAUCUCGAGGAGGAAUACCGCAAGUAUCAGGAGGAUGCCGCGGAGAGAUCCCGCCGAGAGAAGGAGGCCGCGGAGAGCGCUCAUGAGUCCUCUCUGACGGUGGUGACAUUGCAACACAAGAGCGCGAGUCUCGAGGCGGCCAACGAAUUGUUGAGUAAGCGUGUCGAUCAGCUGCAGAGUGAACUGGAAGGGGCUCAAGAUGCAUGCGCGAAGUUGCGACGAGAGAAGUAUCAAGAAGUUGCCGCGCUGCAAUCGGCAAAAGAGGAUCUUCAAGACUCGCUCUCGCAGACUACUCUCCAGCUCGAGAAACUCAGGGAGGAUCUAUCCGCCGAACGGAAAAACGUCCAAGACAUCGUGCAGGAGAAGCGCAAGGUCGAGGAAGAUAUAUCGAAGAUCGAGUCUCAGUGGGAAGCCGAACUCCGGGCUCAGAAACGUCUCACCGACACUUACAAAAUUGGUGAGGAGAAGUACAAGAUCAAGAUCGAGAAACUCCUCGCAGCGACGAACGAGCUCCAGCGACAGAACGAGACAGCAGGCAAUCAGAAACAAGAGAUCGAACUCGAAGUCGCAAAACUGCGUGCAGCCCUCACAGAGAAGGAAAAAGAAGCUGAGACGUUGAAGACACAGUUGACAGAGACCCGGGAGCUGGUCGCAACUCCGGGAGAAGAGCGCGAUCCUCUGGUUGCGCUUCAGGAGAGAAGUGACAUCGAUAGCCGGGUGGCCGCUCUGCAGAAAGACAAUGCCAUGCUCAAUCACACCGUUCGGAAGCUAACGAAAGAGAUGGAGGCUGUCGCUGAGAACAUCAUACACCAAGACACCGCUUUCAAACGGAUGAUCGGCGACAAAGAGAAAUUAGAGAAGCAAAUGACCAUCCUGAACGCCGAACGGGACCGUCUGCUCGAGGAACGGGACGCUGCCGUUCGUGAAUCGACGAAACAUCGUGUCAUAGCUGAACGUGUCGAGAAACACAACCGUGACCUGAGCAGACAGGUGCAAUGUCUCAUGGCGCAGGUGGAGAAUCGAUUCGACACCGACGCGCGCGACAUCCAAGAAUUCAGCGUUACUGAUGUCAUCAGCAAUCGCCUGGUGACUUUCACCUCCAUUCGAGAACUGCAGGAGCGGAAUGCAGAGCUACUCAGUGCUGUCAGGGAACUCGAGAGUAUCGUUGAGGAGCGCGAAAAUGAAGAUAAGCGUUCGCUCGAACUGGAGGGUCUGGUGACCCAGCUCCAGAGAGAAGUCAAACAGCUAUUGGACGAGAGAGACUGUCAGGUCGAAAUGGUUGCCGCCAUCCGGGGUCAGAACGUCGCUCAGAAAGAACGUGACGAGAGCGACACACGUGAUAGGAGAGACAUCGACAGCUUCGUUCAAGAAUUCGAGAAGAUGCGCGGUGAAAAAAAAAUUCUCCUCCUCAGGGAUCAGAAGAUCUCGUCGCUGGAGGCGAAGCUCGAGGAGCUACAGAACCAAAUCUGUCAGAAGAAGACCGAAAUCGCGGGUUUGAAAGCUCAGCUUGAGAGCUCGCGUCUCAACUACCGCCAGCUGGAAAGUCAACUGAAAACAACUCAAGUAGAGACGGAAUCGCUCCGAAAACGGAAUGCGUCGUUGCUCGCAAACGUCGAAUCGCAGGAACGCAUCGCUCGCGACCUGCAGGACUACAUCAACAACAGAGACUCGAAGAUCGAGAGUCUUGAAACGCGUCUCCUCAACGUCCAGAGCGAACUCCAUUCGAGCAAAUCGCAGUACCAGUCGAUCAGCGCCGAGUACACCGAUCUAUUGAAUAAGUCCAUGAAGCAGGCCCAUAUCAUUGUCGAGCUCCAGGAUGUCAAGAAACAAUUGGGCAAGAUGGAGGAAACAUUCCAGAGGCGACGCCAAGAAGAGGUUGAAGCCAAAGAAAAACUGCUCGAGGAGGCUCGGAAGGAGAUAGACAAACUCAAGGACAAACUGAGCAAAGCCGAAGCGGACCUGGUUGACGCUAAAAAGAGUCCGGCUUCGAGUGCGCCGCCCAAGAGCACACCCACCGUCGCAGCCUCGUCAGGAAACUUGUGUUGUGUAUCGUACAAGGAUCAAUUGACCAAAUACCAAGUGCUCACCAAAGCCCUCGAACAGCAAGUGAACGCAGAGAAAGAGAGCAACGCCCGUACGCAGAAAAUGCUCAAGGAGCUGAAGACGUGCUUGAAAGAAGCCAAAGACGCGAAUGCCGCCAACCAGGAGCGAUUGAAUUCACAGCUGAACCAGGCCCUCGAGGGAAGUACGCGACUCCAAGCUCAAAAGGAAUUGGCCGAAGAGAAAUUGGCCAAGAUGACAGAUGAGUUGUCUGCUACUAGGGCGUUCCUCAAAGAGACCGAGUCCCAAUUAACCGAAGUCCGUCUGUUGCUAGAAUCGAGUACCAAUCAAGAUACCAUUCGGAAAUUGGAAUCGGAGCUAGCGGAGAGCCGCGCCUGCUUCGAGAAAGAGUUGAUGGCGCAUGCGAAGCAGGUGGAAGAAACCGCUAAUCUGAGAGCUCGUCUCGAAACAGCCGAACGACAGCGGGACGAAGCCCGUGGCAUCGCAACCGCGGGCCAAACGAGAUCGGAACAGGAGGAGAACGCGCUCCGACAACAAGUGGGUCGACUCCAGCAGGAAAUCAAGGAUCUCAACGAUCGUCUUCAGGAGCACCGCACCAAAUACGACGAGCUCCUCGAUCGUCUGGGACCGGCCGAGGCGACGAGUUUCGUUCUCGCGAACGAUAUUGAGAAAGAAGAGCUCACGUCCGUGAUCGAGUUCCUACGGCAGGAACAGAAGCUCAAGUCGGCGGAGUUGGAUUCGCUCAUGGCUGAGAACGGAAAACUCAAACUGAAGCUGGACCGAGCCGAAUCCGAGCUGAAGAGAGCGCAGGAGGUCCAGAGUAGCCAGAGCGAUGAGAGUGUUUUCCUCACGCAGGAAAAGCAUGCGGAACUCUUGAGAAAAGUCGAACUCUGUCAGGUGUAUCAGGAGAGCAACCGGAUGCUCCGCCAAGAGCUCGAGGCCGCCAGAUCGGGCGAAGUCAGCGCUGAAGUGGAUGAGACCUUGCAGAAGGAGAACGAAAUCCUGAAGAAAGAAGUCAAGUCGUGGCAACAGAGACUCCAGAAAGCAACACAACAGCCCGUACAAUCGAACCAGUUGAAGGAGCUCGAGGAGAAGUUGAAGAAAGCCGAGACGGAUCUCGCGAAACUCACUGAAGAGAAAGGCACCGUCGAUAAGGAACUGAAGAAGAGUACCGAAAUGAUCGAAGGAUUAAGAAAGCUCGGCCGUAAGUACAAACAGAUGGCGACCGAUAAAGAGCAAGCCGUAACGGUCAAAGACGCGGAGCUAGAUAAGACUCGGACGUCGAUCAGCGAACUCCAGCAGCGGCUUGACGCUGAAAAAGCGAAACUCGACGGUUUGAACCGGGAACACCAACUCCGUGAGAACACAAUCAAGAGCCAAUUCGAGGCCAAAUGGAAGAAGCAAGAAGAGGAGCUGAAGACCUUGCGAGAGCAACUCCACGAGCCAAGUGAAUCGCCUGGCGAGCAGCCGUCGUCAUCGGUACAGCCUGUAACUCCGACAGAAGCCGUGCUUAAUCCCCCACAAAGUCAACAACAGCCUACCGUUGUCCAGCAGCUACCUCAACAGCAGUCGUCCCUGCUCCCCAGUCCAACUCAGCAGCAAAUCACUCCGCAACCUCAGAUCGUGCCUCAGCCACAGCAGCAGCAGCAGCUCCAGCCUCCGCCCCAGCUGCAGCAGCCCACGCCGACCCAACAAGCUUCUGUCGUCGCGCAACCUCAGCAACAAAUCGGAGCCGCCGCCGUGAUGGUGCGUGCGGUUCCUCAACCUCCGACGGCAUCGAUCCGCCCAAUGGCUGCGAGGCCCAGGCAGGAACCACCUCGCGUGGAAGUACACCCAAUCCAGGAAGAUACUCAGAAUCAAGUCGGAUCUCAAGUUCCACAGGUGGCCUCAGGAUCUCAGGGCCUUUCGGCUGGGGCUCCGAGUCUCGCAUCAGGCAGCAACGCUCCCCAGGUCCCCGCAGCGAGCCAAAAUACGAACGUUGUUCCCUCAUCAUCGCAAGCCGCCGGUCCCAGUCAAGGCUCCGGUUCGACCCAAGGAUUCGUCGGUGGAGCCCCGGGUCCCAGCGGAACCCAGGGAGGCAUCAAACGAGCUCAAACCGUGCCUACCGACUCUACGGAUGACGAUACGUCAGAAGCUAAGAGAGCUAGAACCGAGGCGUUCCUAUCGGAUCCACAGGAGGUUGCCGCGGCUCUAUUGGCCGAGGAGGAGGCCGCCGAGGAGCAAGUGCCCCAGGAAGAAGCGAUUGAGGCCGACGCACCUGAGGAGGAUCUCGUUCUCGAACUGGCCAACGACGACGGGGCUGGGGAUCAGCAGGCACUCGUUGAACAGCAGGGAUUACCUCUAGCGACUCUGAGCAAUCCAGGAGCUGACGAUGGCAUUGUGCCUUGUACCCCCACCCUGGUUUCUGGUGAGGACGGAGCCGCUUCUUCGUUCGUCUUCCAAACCACGGCUUCGUCAUUCACGCCGAGCACCGCCGAGCCUCAGAGCAAUCAGGAACCGUCAAUGGAGACUCAACAGGAGAGUAAUCAAGAGGUGCGGAAUGUACCGACCAAUCCUCAGCAGAAUAUUCCUGCGGGAGGCUCGUCCGAAGCGCCUCAGGACGCCGAGGAAGAGCAGCCAUCUGCGGAUAACCCCGCCCCACCCGCAGAGAGCCAGAACCGCCCGCGGCGAAUCACAUGGCAACAUGCGGGAAUUCCUCACAUGCAGGGAGGUCAUCCGCCUCCGCGAGGUCGUGGAGGCCCAGGACGCGGAAUGAGACGUCCUCCCAUGCGCAACAACAAUGUCUGGCGUCGGAACUAG
Galendromus occidentalis (western predatory mite) is the source of this 5214-nucleotide messenger RNA. RefSeq names its product nuclear basket protein megator (gene Mgtor). The transcript is spliced from 8 exons. Bases 1 to 5214 code for a protein of 1737 amino acids. Gene Ontology annotation, molecular function: structural constituent of nuclear pore. Gene Ontology annotation, cellular component: nuclear pore. Lineage: Eukaryota; Metazoa; Arthropoda; Arachnida; Mesostigmata; Phytoseiidae. Gene Ontology annotation, biological process: regulation of mitotic spindle assembly; mRNA export from nucleus. The record is from RefSeq and is a predicted model, not a curated record.